Molecule: messenger RNA, 759 nt
Organism: Cylindrotheca closterium
Lineage: Eukaryota; Bacillariophyta; Bacillariophyceae; Bacillariales; Bacillariaceae
Source: the annotation of a GenBank genome assembly
AUGGCACAGCUCGAAAGUAGACAACACUGGCAUAGUGACAACACUAGCAUUCAGUCAGGUAGCAACAGUCACAGCAACAAUAAUCUCGAAUUCACGAUUUCCAAGGUGGUCGAGAUCCUUGUGGAAGAUUUCAUUGCACCUCUCUUGUGUUUUGGCUCGAACUUUCGCAGCUACGACAAGAGCAAGGCGCGUCGUCCUGAUGGAAAGAGUCGAUCGUUCUCUCGACAGGCCAAGUCGCUACUGACGGAAGACGAAAGCACGGUUGCGUCCACGGAUGUCGAUUCCUACAAUCAAGAGGAGAGCGUUGAUACGAGAGAUUAUAAUGCAAGGCUAACACAAGAGAGAAUAAUAUUCGAUCAUGAAUCCAUGAGUGAUGAGCUGACAGACUUUCGAUCCUUGACCUCUCUGAGACGAAGACUAACACAGGACGAGGAUGACGAGGAAGAUCACAGAGACGUUGUGGGAUACAGAGAGGAUCCUCUUCUAGAACAUGAAGAGCUCCGAAACGAACUUCGAACCAUCCGGCAACAGAGCUCGAGACUCCAAAAUGAAAAUACUAACUUGCGACGGUUGUAUGAAACUUCCAAACUCUCGCACAACGUUCAAGAAUCAGUCAACCAAAGGCUCAAGUCCAAGAAUCAACUGUUACACAAAGAAGGGAAAACACUACAGCUAGAGUUGGACGAAAUGAAGGGCCAUGUCGAAACUCUAAGGCUUGAACAAAGUAUAAUCGAAAAGCAAAUGAUGCGAAAGCAAUAA